AUGGCGCUCAAUCUAGUGGUUAAAGUUCAUCCUGUUGUUUUAUUUCAAAUUGUGGAUGCUUACGAGCGACGAAAUGCCGAUUCGCACCGCGUCAUCGGUACCCUCUUGGGUACGUCGGACAAGGGAGUCGUGGAAGUAACAAACUGCUUUUGUGUGCCGCACAAGGAGCACGCAGACCAGGUCGAGGCCGAGCUCAAUUAUGCUAUGGACGUGUACGAAUUGAACCGCAGGGUCAACGCCUCAGAAAAUAUUGUUGGUUGGUGGGCAACAGGUAACGAGGUAACAAAUCACUCGUCUGUUAUCCACGAGUACUACUCACGUGAGUGCCGCGAGCCAGUUCAUUUGACGGUCGACACUUCUCUGGCGGGUGCCCGCAUGGGCCUUCGCGGAUACGUGUGCGUCUCACUUGGCGUGCCGCGAGGCAAGCAGGGUUGCAUGUUCACGCCGGUCGACGUGGCGCUCACGUGCUACGACCCUGAGGUGGUUGGCCUUCAACUGUGCGCCAAGACCGUAUCAGCGGGACGAUCGCGCACCGUGCAGCCCAUGAGGGACCUGGCGCAAGUGGCCGAGGCCGCCGGGAAGCUCUCGUCGCUGCUGGAUCAGGUGGUGCAGUACGUAGAGGAUGUGGUGAGCGAACGCGCCGCCGCGGACAAGGCCGUCGGCCGACAGCUGCUCGAGCUCAUAAACUCCGUGCCCAAUAUGGCCGCGGACACCUUCGCCGACGCGUUCGCCUCUAGUGUUAAGGACUCUCUCAUGGUGGUGACUCUCGCGCAACUUAUUAAGACGCAACUACAACUCAAUGAGAAACUGACUCUCCUUACCUCACAGUGA
Molecule: messenger RNA, 831 nt
Organism: Leptosia nina
Lineage: Eukaryota; Metazoa; Arthropoda; Insecta; Lepidoptera; Pieridae
Source: the annotation of a GenBank genome assembly